Molecule: messenger RNA, 3375 nt
Organism: Kwoniella botswanensis
Lineage: Eukaryota; Fungi; Basidiomycota; Tremellomycetes; Tremellales; Cryptococcaceae
Exons: 3
Coding region: 1-3375 (1124 amino acids)
Source: RefSeq, a predicted model, not a curated record
AUGCCGCUUUCAAGACUGCAGCUAGCAGCUGCGUUGAUGGAGUAUGACAAUGACUCUGACCUAGCUUCACCAUCUUCCAAUACCGAGAUAACCUACAGGGAUCAUCGACAAUCAGCUAUCUUCCAACCCUAUCAAGCUGCCCAAGCUGCCGCACGACGACAUCAGAUCCUAUCGCAACCACCUCCCUCACUUCCUUCUCCACUCGAGUCUUCCUUCGCUCUCAAUCGAGAGAAUCAAAAUCGAAAUCAAACGGAUAGUAAUGAAGAAGGAGAAGUCGUGUAUGACGAGAAGAGUAGACCUAAAAGUCAGAAUCAAUCGUUUAGACAAAGUACGAUAAGUGAUUGGAAUGUCACAACCACCCCUGGAUUCAAAUCUAUCAACCUACCGAAUAACAAUGAUCUAGAUAGACAAGAGGAGUUUGUGGAUGAAGGAGAAGGAGAUGAUCUGGGUGAUGUUGACGUAGCAAGAUGGGGAUUGCCUUCACAUCUUGUAAUCAACGAUGAACCGGCUAGUAGAAAGAAGCCUGAGAACACAAGCAGGGUAACUGUCAAUUCGAUCGUUCCACAAUCUAUCCCUUCACCUAUCAGAUCGAGAGUGAAGUCAAUACAUGUUCAAGAUAUCUUGGAUGAUACGGAUCUACAUCAACAGGUUAUGGCUCAGUCAGGCUAUAACAAUAAUCAACCUCAAGAGAAAGAAAGGAGAAGAAAUCAUUCGUACGAUUUCACUUCGAAUGCAUUAGCUAGUGCUGCCAGAGUACGUGAUAUGGUUGAGAAUAGAGAAGCCGCCGCUGCUAGACCAUCAACUGUGAUGGGUAAACAUCGAAAUGACCUCAUGGGAUCAGGAAAUGAUACGAAUACGAGAAGAAGACAAAUUAGUGAUCCCCGAAUGAUACCUCUACCAGCUACUCCUGGAUCGUUAUUUGAUACUCGACCUUUGUCAAGAGGAUGGACUUCGCCUGCACCUGGGAAGAUGGAUGAUGAGUUGCAAAACUUGGAUUUGGAGCAUGAAGCUGCAGGGGGAACGGAGGAAUCGUUGCCUAAUCCAUUCGCUUUACCUGCUCCGCCGCCUGAAUUGGGAUCUAGGUUCGAUCCGAAAGUAUUACAGAGCCAACGUCAAUCAAUUGAUGAUCAGAACCAACGUAGAUCGUAUAGUAUAUCAUCAGAGCAGAGACCACAGCCUUAUUCUGCUAGAUCAAGAUCAUCGUUCUACGAAGUGACUUCCCCCACUGAACCUCAUUCUGGACCCGAUGAGGGACCUUUGACUAGUCCGCCACCUAUAUCACGUAUAAAAGAUCCAGAGCGUGUCUGGGAAGACAUACCUACGCCUGAACAGUUCGGUAGACCCUUGAUGCCUAAACGGUACUCCACUUCUGCGAAAUUACAACUCAACAGAUUAUCCAUGUUACGACCCAAGACACUCAUCAUGCCUUCUUUACUUGCUAAUCAGCGUCCGCCCGAGCCGAGACAAAUCAAAUUACCUGAGGGAUAUACAUUGGGUGAAAAACCAUUACCUGCCGGAGCGAAGACUGAAGGUGAAAGACCAAGGUCAUCUUAUCACCCUUUGAGUUUGUCUCAGAAGACGUUUAGAAGCUCGUUGAUGGUCAAUGGAUUGAGAGAUGAGGAAUUUGUAGGAGGGACGGAGAAUGAAGGGGAGAUGGGGUUGAGACAAAGAGAAUUGGAUGAAGGUGCCAUAGAGAGAAGACCUGGUAAAUUGUAUGGAAGGAGUUUGAUGGAUGAGUUGGAAGCUAGAAAGAUGGCUCAAAAGGGGAAACAGAGAAUAUUCGCAGGCGACUCACGUCCUGCGAUGAUGGCUCGAUCAACAAUGUAUGACCCACCUACCAUCUCAUUCUCCCCAACCUCACCUCCUCAACCAGGCUCAGCCGACAGACCUCACUCCAUGCACCACCCCGGAGGAGGUGCAGGUCGUGCACCGCUCUUAUCAUUCGACUCGAACGGUGAGAUACAUCCUACCUCGCCUAACAAUCUCGGCGUACCCGAUCCACAAGGUAGGAUCGCCAAAUCGAAAUCUGUCUUCGGGGUAGAUCAACUGUGGGAAAAGGAAAUGGCCAAAUUGAAGAUCAUCCAAGAAGAGGAAAAGAGAGCUGCCGAAUUUAGAAGGAAAAUGGAAGAAGAGAAAAAGAUGAAGAGGAAAUCGAAGAAAUUGAAAGGAAAAGGUAAAAAUAGAGAGAGUUUCGUACCGCCGCCGCCUCUGGAUAUCCCCAAAGAUACUUCGACGGAGGAUGUUUUGGGUAUAUCACCUAUUCAUAGAGCAUCGGAUUUACCGCCUGCUCUUCAGUAUAGUCCGGAGAAAGCUACUGCUCAACGACCAGAGCAUGAGCGUGAUAACGAAGAGGAGGACAAUGAAAAUGAAGAAAGACGUAAAUUGUCUUUGGGUAGUCUGUUCAGUCCGGCUUCGGAUGAUGAAAACGCCUCUGAGUCAGGACCUGCUCCACAUGAUUUCGCUCAGACGCUGAAUCCACUUGCGCAAAAUACUGGAGAACCAGAUUCGGACGAAGAUUCAGAAGAAGAUGUACCAUUAUCUCAACUGGCUCCUGCAAAUGCCAAAAGUAGACAAUCUGUCUUUUCUGCCAGUGGUUCAGGUAGACAAGUCCGAACGGAGGUGGAGAGUGAAUCGGAUUCAGAUGAAGAUGUACCUUUAUCGAAAUUACCUAUCGCACCUCGAUCACCAUCCAUUACCACACGCGUGACAAAACCAUUAGGAACAUCUUUAGGAUUGAAUUUACGUUCUUCAUCAUCAUCCAUGUCGAUACCUGGUGUGACCAACAGUAGUCGAUCCCCUCUAUCGGCUGAAGUAGAUGACGAACAAGCUGAAGAUGAUUUACCACUUGCCGUUCGACAGGCCAAAUCAAAAGGUCUCAAACCUAUUACCAAAGCUGAGAUUAUAGAAGAUGAUUUACCGUUGGGGUACAAACAUGCUGAGAAAGCUCAAGCGCAAAUGGCUCAGAGGCAAUUCGAACAGGAUCAAGAGAAUAGUAGGAAUUCAAUGAUGAGUUUUGGUAAUGGUCCGUAUCAUGGUCAAGCUCAAUCGUGGAUGGGUUACCCACAGAUGCAAAUGCAGAUGCCAAUGGGACCAUAUGGUGGGAUGGGAAUGGGGAUGGGGUAUAAUCCGAAUAUGUCAAUGCCUAAUUUAGGUAUGGGCAUGAACAUGAACAUGGCAAUGGGAAUAGGAUUCAACCCUUAUCAAAUGCCUCCGAUGGGUAUGGACAUGGGUAUGAAUAUGAACGAUUUCGAUCCUGCCAUGAAUGGUAAUAAUCCAGGAGAAGCUAUAGAUUCAUGGAGGAAAGAUGUUGCAUUGGCGCCUGUGCCGACGGGGGAUAGUAGUAGGUUGAGUGGGGCUGGGAGUAUAAGGACGUAG